GUUUUACACACGUAUACACACACACGCUCACACACACACAAAUGCAUGCACACAAACACUCUGUCAGGCACUUUUCACAACUCACAAGUCUUUGCAUGCGUCACACAACGUAAACACGCACAGGAUUUUUCUUAUGUGCAGUACUUGCUGUAUUUCCUUUCCUGAAUGUAACUUGAAGGUGAUGACAUUGCUUGGAAAUAACCUCAAUCAAAUAAGUUGGAAGAGCUUUGAAUUGUGCCAGCCUAGGGGUAAAUAUGGCUGUGGGUCAAGCUGUCGACAUGAGUUUGAUGGACAUCUCCAAGAUCUUCUCAUUGCUGCAGCCCAAGGAAGACAAUGAAGGCAACGAGCUGAGCCAAGCCUUGAUCAAUGCCGUGAGCAGUGACAAUGUCAUUGUUCUGUCGAAACUUCUUUCUCAUGAGAGUUACAGGAGGUCUAUUAACAUUCGAAGCGGGUGGGGGGUCCCCGUCACCCCCUUGCGGACUGCUGCUACUCUGGGACACCUGAGGUGCCUGGAGCUCCUACUUGAGCAUGGAGCAGAGGUAGACAGCCUGGACGUGAAGGCCCAGACGCCGUUGUUCACAGCUGUGAGUGGCAAGCAUCUGAACUGCGUAGUGGCUCUGCUGAAGGCUGGAGCCGACCCAAACGGCAGCCAGCACAACAACUGCUCACCGGUGCUGACCGCUGCUCGGGAAGGGGAUGCGGACAUUCUCCAGGAGCUGCUCCGCUUCGGAGCAGAGGUGGACGUUCGACCAAAAGUACCAGAGUGGGCGUCUAAUGCGACAGCAUGCAGAGGGCCACUUUAUAUCUCGGCAGUGUAUGGACAUCUGGACUGCUUUAAACUCCUCCUCCUCCAUGGAACUAACCCCAACUAUAACUGCACAGAUGAGAAGAUGCUGGCACGAAUAAAGCAGCCGAAGACUGUGCUGGACGUGUGUUUGCAUUACGGUUGCGGCGUGGAGUACAUCCAACUACUUAUAGAUUUUGGAGCAGAUGUGUAUCUGCCUAUAGUCAUCACUGACAAGACAACAAAGCAGAAUGAAGCCUUGGCUCUGCUGCUCAAGGAAAGGGUUUGCCCCAAACCUCUGAUGUCACAGACUCGCCUGGCAAUCCGCAGAUCCCUUCCUUUUGCAAACAAAGAGCCUGCCAUUGACAGUUUGGAGAUUCCUCUCAUCCUGAGGAACUACCUCAAGCACAACACUUCUGAACUCACGGGAUGCUCCAGCUAGCACCAGAACAACACCAGCAAUCGUUCUCAUGUCAGUCUUGUUUAGAAAGUCCACCUUUAAGUUCAAGGAGCGUAUUGUCAUGUCCCGUCGCUUAUGUAACAAAUAGGGCUGUCAAAGUGGAAGCGUUAACUUCAAAUCAUUUUUUAAAAAUGAACUCCGUUAUCACAUUUUACUUCCUGUGGCAACCUCUACUUACGUGUGCAGCCAAACCUAGGCUAGCGCGCAGUCAUGUACAAACACGGCCUGCACAUUUUUUUACUCGGGGUCAGGGUCGGCGGGGAAGUGCACAGCCAUUCAACUUACAAAGAGACUCGCAUUGUCAGAAUUUUCUCGCGUACUUUGGCCAGUUCAUGAGACUGUAUUCUUUCAAUUGAAAGCAGAGUUUUUGACGGACCAGGUAACAAAAGCACCGCCCACCACUUUAACAAAUGCGUGAGGAAACCACAGUAUCUGGAAAAAGCACACACAUGCAAGAACGAGGAGAACACGCAACCUCCUUAAAGAAAGAUCCGCAGUCAAACAGCAAAAAUCACAAUCGUGAGGCAGACAUAGUAACUUAACAAGUGCUUCACAACUUUUUACACCAAGUACCUCCUAAAAUAUUUUUUAGCUCUCCAAAUAUCACCAUCUUGAUUACAGAACCGUAGUACUGUAGGCCCAAGUGUCAAUGAAAAACCAGGCUAAGGCUUCCAUCCGAAAUAGAAUUACUGUAAUAGCAUUGUAACCCUCUGUAACCAUCUGCACAGUUAAUAUUAAUCCAAAUUACAUUUUAUAUAAUGUGUGAGUGGGGCUGGGGCAAUUGUGCAAAUUAAAAUGUAUCCUUAAAAGCUAAGUACUACUUAAUUGUACUUAAAUGCACUGUAGUGGAUUUACCGUCAUUAACGCACAGUUAGGACAUUGAAUUAAAGUACAGUAAUCCCUCGCUAUAACACGGUCCAUCUUUCAUGGCUUUGCUGUUUCACUAAUGUUUUUUCAUGCAGUUUUUCGUACAGUAUACUAAUAUCAACAGUCUCAGACGUUUUGGAGAAUUCUAUGUUGGAAAAUUUUGAAGAGGACCUUUU
Molecule: messenger RNA, 2287 nt
Organism: Hippocampus zosterae (dwarf seahorse)
Lineage: Eukaryota; Metazoa; Chordata; Actinopteri; Syngnathiformes; Syngnathidae
Gene: asb12b
Product: ankyrin repeat and SOCS box-containing 12b
Exons: 4
Coding region: 255-1226 (323 amino acids)
Biological process (GO): positive regulation of transcription by RNA polymerase II
Cellular component (GO): nucleus
Molecular function (GO): protein binding; transcription cis-regulatory region binding
Source: RefSeq, a predicted model, not a curated record